CUCAAAGAUUAUUUGAUAUUUAAAAUCUCCGCGAAUGUUCAAUGAACAGCUAGAUCCAUCCACACCAUCAGAAACUCUCCGACAUUCCGCAAAAACACUAGGAAACCCGAGAAUCUAGGUCGCACGUGUUUGGAUGUUUAUAGUGGGUAAAUUGAAGGUCCCGGGAUUAACGAUUAUAACGAAUCGUUUACGUCACUACUUUCGGAACAUGGACGCCAAGGAACUCCAGCCUCCCACCUCGGUGCGCGGAAUGCAGGAGCUCCAAAGGGAUCAGUUCAAGAAGAGAGUCCAGGUGCCCAGAUUACGGGUUCCGGAGUCUCAAGUGCAACGCGUGAUGCCGCUGGUCAAGAAGUUCCUGCUCAAGAUGGAGCACCUGCAUCCUGUCCGAGCUGUGGAUAAGUCCCGGGAGAUCCUGCUGCAUCCAACGCCAGUCAAGAACUGGGAAUCCCUGCCCACAGAGGAUCUGCAAAAGCGGGAAGUCACCUCUGAGAACUUCUCGUUCGCCGAAAUCGAGUUGGGCUAUGAAAACUGGAGUGCCAACGACAUCUUGAAAAGCGUGCUGCCCACGGAGGAGGAAGGUCUCACCUCCUACUCCCGCAUUGGCCACAUUGCCCAUCUCAAUCUGCGGGAUCACCUGCUGCCUUAUAAGCAGCUCAUCGGCCAGGUGCUCCGCGACAAACUGCCCAAUUGCCGCACGGUGGUCAACAAAGCAUCCUCCAUUGACAACACCUACCGCAACUUCCAGCUGGAACUGAUCUGCGGGGAGCCGGAGUACCAGGUGGAAACCAAGGAGAACGGAGUGCCCUUCGAGUUUGACUUUUCCAAGGUGUACUGGAAUCCCCGCCUUUCGACGGAGCACGAAAGGAUUGUCAAAACGCUUAAAUCGGGAGAUGUUCUCUAUGACGUAUUUGCUGGCGUGGGUCCGUUCAGUGUUCCUGCUGCCAAGAAGCGCUGCCAUGUCCUGGCCAAUGACCUGAAUCCCGAGAGCUUCCACUGGCUGCAACAUAAUGCCAAGAGAAAUAAGUGCCUGGCUAAUAUAAAAACGUUUAACAAGGAUGGCAGGCAGUUUAUACUCGAAGAGCUGCGGGAGGAUUUGUUAAAGCGUCUGCUGAACACAGAUACCACCACUUAUGCCAUCCAUAUAACAAUGAACCUACCAGCUAUGGCUGUGGAGUUCCUCGAUGCAUUUCGUGGCCUCUACAAAGCAGAGGAACUGGCUGAGUUGCCUGAAAACGUGUCCUAUCCCACCGUUCAUGUUUACUCCUUUGCCAAGGGUGAGAACACCAAGGAGUUGGUGCGCCUUCUGGUGGAGAGCAAUCUGGGUGCCAGCCUAGACGACAACCUGCUCGAAGGAAUCAACUUUGUGAGAAAUGUGGCCCCCAAUAAGGACAUGUACAGGGUUUCCUUUAAGCUAUCCCUUAACUUGCUAACCACCUCGAAAGAUAUUGAAAUCAAGAGAAAGCGUUGUGCGGAGGAGGAGGAGGUGGCCGCCACCAAAGUGAAAUGUGUUUGAUACAAUAGAUACAAUAAAGUUGUAACAUC
This is a messenger RNA of Drosophila subpulchrella, 1542 nucleotides long. Its product is annotated as tRNA (guanine(37)-N1)-methyltransferase. The record is from RefSeq and is a predicted model, not a curated record. The coding region runs from base 134 to 1513 and encodes 459 amino acids. Gene Ontology annotation, biological process: tRNA N1-guanine methylation; mitochondrial tRNA methylation. NCBI's taxonomy places the organism in Eukaryota, Metazoa, Arthropoda, Insecta, Diptera, Drosophilidae. The transcript has a single exon. Gene Ontology annotation, cellular component: mitochondrial matrix; cytoplasm.